AUGGCUUCAAGUAUCAAUAAUUUUGAAGAUAAUUCAAAUUUGGAUUCUUCAAUCGAGACACUCCUUGAGAACUUAAAUCAAGAAUACUUCACUACAGCUCUUCCAUGCCGUAGCAAUGAAAUUGAAGCAAUUUCAACAUUUAUUAAUAAUUCAUACGAUACUUCAAGGCCAAUUCAUGACAUUCAUAUGAAAGGACGCAAGCCAAAACAAAAUGAUGAUAUUCAGCCAGGUAUUUUAUACAUUACUGGUAAUCCAGGUACAGGAAAGACAGCUUGCGUUAAAUAUGCAAUUCAAACAUCAGCAGCCGCCCCAUAUAUCAAGUUUUCUAACUGCAAGACUGAAAAAAUUACAUUAUAUAAAGCAGGACAAGAAAUUCCAAUUAUUCAAGUUCUUGAUGAAGUUGAAUCUUACACAGACUUUGCUGAAAUUGCUGCAAAUUCCAUCAGAAUGAAGUAUAGCCUCAUAUGCAUUAGCAAUGCUAGCGAAGAUAACUCAAUUAUUCAAAAAUCUAGCGGAUUAAGUCUUCAACAACUUAAAUUCAAUAGCUAUACCGCUGAAGAACUUUGCCAGAUACUCACCGAAAGGAUUGGUGGCCCUUGCAACAAUCUUGUAGAAGUUGCAAUUGAACAUCUUGCCAAAACAGUACUUAAAGAUAGAGGUGAUGCAAGAGCAGCUAUUGCAAGGCUUGCAACAGUCUUAACAGCUGCAAUUCAAGAGAAUAUCAAAACAAUUUCUCUAAAAGAAAUGAUUUCUCUUCUUUCACACCCACAGGGAACAAUCAAAUUUGAUUUACCUCUUUACCAGCAAAUUGCUCUUGCAGCAAUCUACCUUGCAGGUAAGAAUUGGGUGAAGAAAUUUAAUAGUAUUGUUGCUGAAAAGAAUUUGGAAAGUUUCAGUGAUACAAAAAGUGUUUUCGACCAAUUAUGCGAUUAUCCAGGCCUUGUAAAGGGAAAUUUCAAAAAUCCAGUUGCAAUUGUUUCAAAAGAAACAAUUAUUGCUAAUGUCGACCAUCUAAUCAAGACAGUUCUUUAA
Molecule: messenger RNA, 1032 nt
Organism: Trichomonas vaginalis G3
Lineage: Eukaryota; Parabasalia; Trichomonadida; Trichomonadidae
Product: cell division control protein 6-related family
Exons: 1
Coding region: 1-1032 (343 amino acids)
Biological process (GO): DNA replication initiation; mitotic DNA replication checkpoint signaling
Cellular component (GO): nuclear origin of replication recognition complex
Molecular function (GO): DNA replication origin binding
Source: RefSeq, a predicted model, not a curated record